AUGUCGAUGCUAUCAAUCCACCUGGAGCAGAUUGCUCUCUCCUGCGAGGGUAUCGAUUCCCUCCCGUUCCCGCCUCCAAAAAUCUUCACAAACGCGAUGCUCUACAACGCCGAUAUUACCUCCCUCAUCCGCGACACUGAAGCUCACGAGCGCGCUCUCUUCUCCGUCCCCCCUCCCCCGCCGUCGCAAUCCUCUUCCGCCUCGCAGAACACAGACUCAAAACCAGCUUCCGGCCGACGCCAGACCGUCUUCAACGUCGCCUCAGGCGAAGUCACUACAGGCCCGCCCCCAGGAAGCUCCCGCAGCGGCGUCGGCAAUAUGGGUGGUCCCCGUCGGCACACCGCCGUCUCUGCCGUGCUGGGCGGGGACCUCCACGCCCAGCUGCGUCGUGGCGAGCGUCAGGCCGCCAGCAAGGGUGGCGACGUCGACGUCGAGGUCCUCCUCAAGGGUGCGGCGAAGCUGUGCAGCGUAUACGCCCUGCCCGGCGCACUCGAGCGGAUUCCCCAGCUGCGGUCGCGGUACGCGCACCAGACUAAUACGCUCGCGUACUACGAGGCGAAGGUUGCCGAGCACCAGGCCUCCCUCGAAAGGAUGAACAAGGACCACUGGAUGAACGAGGGCGACGAGGGACAACAGGGCGAGCAGGAAGAUGAGGAUGAGGAUGAGGAUCUCAUGACAGAGGACGAUCUACGGGCCGAGGAGGAGAUCGUGCGGGAGCUCGACAAGAAGAAGCGCGAGCUUCAGGCGCGACUGCGGACGAUGGAGAAGGAUCUGGGAGGAUUGCUGAACAUGUGA
Colletotrichum graminicola M1.001 is the source of this 795-nucleotide messenger RNA. RefSeq names its product DASH complex subunit Spc34. Lineage: Eukaryota; Fungi; Ascomycota; Sordariomycetes; Glomerellales; Glomerellaceae. Gene Ontology annotation, biological process: attachment of spindle microtubules to kinetochore. Bases 1 to 795 code for a protein of 264 amino acids. Gene Ontology annotation, cellular component: spindle microtubule; DASH complex. The transcript has 2 exons. The record is from RefSeq and is a predicted model, not a curated record.